Bicyclus anynana (squinting bush brown) is the source of this 745-nucleotide messenger RNA. RefSeq lists its product as uncharacterized. The coding region runs from base 129 to 680 and encodes 183 amino acids. The record is from RefSeq and is a predicted model, not a curated record. NCBI's taxonomy places the organism in Eukaryota, Metazoa, Arthropoda, Insecta, Lepidoptera, Nymphalidae. The transcript is spliced from 4 exons. Gene Ontology annotation, cellular component: membrane.
UAACACUUUUCAUACUGAGCAUUAUAAUUCGAGUACGAUGGAAAACGUACGGCAGGGCUUUUGUGGACUUUUUCUUGCUGGUGCCCAGAUUUGCGUUAACGACCUCCAUUUUAAUUUUGAUCAUAGCUAUGCUUGGUUUUUAUGGAGUAAAGUCACAAAAAUAUAAAUUUGCUCUUGGGUAUACCGUGUUGCUAGUACCAAUAUUAGCGUUUGAAAUAGCAUUUACCGUGUACGCAUUCCUUUAUAUUGAUGGUGCUAGCUCUUUAAUAAAAAACCUCAUGUACAUACUCUAUCCGAGAAAUCCAGGACUUUCAACAACUGCUUGGGACAAUAUGCACAGGGAGUUACAGUGUUGUGGCUUGCAAAGAAACUGGGACAACAAUGCAACUGCCCUGCCUAUUAGCUGCUGCCCUAUUCCUUCCGGAGCGAUUUCUCCCUUUGAAUGCACAUCUCAAAAUUCGCACAGAUCUCGGUGCGAUAUUGUAAUUUCUUCGGGUGUCACUAAUGAUUUGUAUACUUUUUUUUGUGUGGGCGCAGUCAUCGCUUCCCUUCAGAUUAUAAUUAUAGGCCUGUCUGCUUGGAUGACCCACAGAUUAAAACAUAAACCUUCCAAUGCUAACAGGGACUCGCAAAAGAUUGUAGCACCGACACGAGUGGUGACUGACUAUUCAAAAUAUUAAAGAUUUGAAAAUAAUAUUCGGGUUUGGUCUAUAAUAAAAAGCUUUCACUUUUUCUAUUGUCUUUU